CGGUGCCUGCCGGUGCUGGGCUACUGCCUGUGUGACACGGGGAGCUGGCGGGCUGUUGCUCCCCAGAGACCCCGCCAUGGUUCGCGCGGGUGCCGUGGGGGCGCAUCUCCCCGCGUCCGGCUUGGAUAUCUUCGGGGACCUGAGGAAGAUGAACAAACGCCAGCUCUACUACCAGGUUUUAAACUUCGCCAUGAUCGUGUCUUCUGCACUCAUGAUAUGGAAAGGCUUGAUCGUGCUCACAGGCAGCGAGAGCCCGAUCGUGGUGGUGCUGAGUGGCAGUAUGGAGCCGGCCUUUCACAGGGGAGACCUGCUGUUCCUCACAAAUUUCCGGGAAGACCCCAUCAGAGCGGGUGAAAUUGUUGUUUUUAAGGUUGAAGGACGGGACAUUCCAAUCGUUCACCGAGUCAUCAAAGUUCACGAGAAAGAUAAUGGAGACAUCAAAUUCCUGACUAAAGGAGAUAAUAAUGAAGUUGAUGAUAGAGGCUUAUACAAAGAAGGCCAGAACUGGCUGGAAAAGAAGGAUGUGGUGGGGAGAGCGAGAGGGUUUUUGCCGUAUGUUGGUAUGGUCACAAUUAUAAUGAAUGACUAUCCAAAAUUCAAGUAUGCUCUUUUGGCUGUCAUGGGUGCAUAUGUGUUACUAAAACGUGAAUCCUAACAUGAGAGGCUGAUCUGGGACGAGAAUGAAGUGAUUUCUGUUGAAAAAGAGAAAAACUAAUAUAUUUGAAAUGUUCCACUUUCUGUAUAAAAGGAAACCACGUGGAGACAUUUUUGUCUUGUCCAAAUAAAUGAUUCAUCA
This is a messenger RNA of Perognathus longimembris pacificus (Pacific pocket mouse), 796 nucleotides long. RefSeq names its product SEC11 homolog C, signal peptidase complex subunit (gene Sec11c). Lineage: Eukaryota; Metazoa; Chordata; Mammalia; Rodentia; Heteromyidae. The coding region runs from base 77 to 655 and encodes 192 amino acids. Gene Ontology annotation, cellular component: signal peptidase complex; membrane. The record is from RefSeq and is a predicted model, not a curated record. The transcript has 6 exons. Gene Ontology annotation, molecular function: serine-type endopeptidase activity.